Molecule: messenger RNA, 675 nt
Organism: Fusarium proliferatum ET1
Lineage: Eukaryota; Fungi; Ascomycota; Sordariomycetes; Hypocreales; Nectriaceae
Exons: 1
Coding region: 1-675 (224 amino acids)
Source: RefSeq, a predicted model, not a curated record
AUGCCGUCGUACCCCGAAACUCCACCAUCCACCGUCCAAAUCAUCCCAGACUACCCCAAGACACCAGAUGAGUCCGACGAUAAGUCCAAUUCUCCCACUGCAACACUUGAGAGACCUUUCAAACCGCGCUCCAGUCGCGCUCGCCGUCCACGAGCCUCUUCAUCAUCAUCCCUCCCCUUCAGCGGCCGCUUCGCUACACCACCUCAUCACCCAAGACAACAAAUCUCUCAGCCCAUAGCCUCCAACAGAAUCCAACGACGGCGCCCUGCUGUUAGUGGUCAUCAGCGGGCUGAGAGCUUCGAACACUAUCUAUCGUCUGCUAGACGCCUUACACGACGCAAUCCAAGCAACGAUGAAAUGACCACGCUAGGCUUUGCCAACGGCCUGCUUCCUCGCCGAGGACAAGCCCUUGCGCCGACUUCUGGAGGCAUGCUGCGGGACUCGCCUCCGCUAUCUCGACACCAGCAUAUCGAACAGCUGGAGCAGCGUGUUGAGAAUCUCCAAAUGGUAUCACAGGGAGAGUCAGAGGGGCCGCGAUGGUCAGGACCUCGUCGCGGUGUGGCAUUUUCAACCCGUGCUACCCAGAUCAGCACCUCACGCCGUACAUGCGAAGAACCCGAGGACGAUGCAUCGCCUUUCGUACCAGUUUGUCACUGGUCGGAUGAGUCUGACUAG